This is a messenger RNA of Thlaspi arvense, 1380 nucleotides long. The record is from the annotation of a GenBank genome assembly. Lineage: Eukaryota; Viridiplantae; Streptophyta; Magnoliopsida; Brassicales; Brassicaceae.
AUGUCAGGAGAGCUUUUUAUAGUUGCUGCCAGCUCACUUCAUGCUGCAUAUGUGAUUUCGAUACUGUUGGAACAAGGGAUUCCGAUACUGUUAGAACAAACAUACCGACGAUUCCCAAAGAAAAGAGCCAAAAGUCAGAGAAUUGGAGUAGUAGAAGAAGACAGGAUCGGUGCGUUGCCCGAUGACUUGCUAGUGAAGAUACUGUCGCUUGUCCCAACAAAAGAUGCAGUGGCUACCAUGGUUUUGUCAAAACGAUGGCGCUCUGUUUGGACGAUGGUGCCAAAGCUGGACUACCUAGAGACCAACAAUGAUGGUGUUAAGAAACUAGUUAUUGGCGGUUUACUUGGCCGUUUACUUAGGCGUUUAUUUGGCAAAAGUGAUGAGCAAGAACGACGACAGUGGCGGUUUAUUGAUGAGUCAUUAAAAGUCCACAAGGCACCUGUAUUAGAACAGCUAGCUAUAGAACUCGGUCCAGGAUGUGAUCCCGUUGAUGUUGAUGUUGGAAAGUGGAUUGACAAAGCGGUUGAUACUAGGGUCCGACUUGGCCUUUCCUCUGUGGUGUACAAAGAUGAUGACUCUCUCGCUCGUCUCUUAUCUAGUUGUCCUGUUCUCAAACAUCUGGCCGUGGAACGACAUGACCAAGACAAGGUGAAGAUUUUCAAUAUACAAGCCCCUUUAUUGGAGUGCUUGUUCUAUAAUUAUGUGGAAUUAGGAGCACAGUACUACGGACAAGACAUGGAUGCGGGAAAUUUGGUUAUAAAUUCUCCGGCUUUAAAGAAAAUCUUCAUCGCGGAUCAUUCGAGAGACUCUUGCUCCAUUGAGAACGAACCUCGACUUAACAAGGCAAUGAUCAACCUCUUUAGUUACCCUGAUGUCAAGUUCAUGACAUCUCUUUCCUCAGUCAUGUAUCUCGAAUUAGUUUUGAGUUUUCAAACGCUUGCGUGGUUUAACACUAUUAACUUCUCUCAGCUUAUGGAUUGUAAGAUUAUACUUGGACAGGAGUUAGACUGGUUAGAACCACUAAUGUUUUUGCUUCAAAAUUCUCCUAAUCUCAAAGUUCUUUUCAUCGACAAGACAUUCAUGGAACCUGCGGAGGAGGAGGAGUCACUUUCAUGGAACCAACCGGUUUCUGUUCCUGGAUGUUUGUCAACCCAUCUCGAGAUCUUUGAGUGGAAAGGAUACGGAGGAAGAAACCAAGAGAGAGAAUUCGUAAGAUACAUAUUUGCCAACUCCAAGUGUUUACAGAGAGCUGGAUUCUCCUUGAAAAGAAACAAGAUGAUGAAAGAGUUGGAAUCUAUGUCUAGGGUUUCCACAUCAUCUCAGCUUCUCUUCUCCACUCAACUGGAAUAUUUUAGCCUUCCUGAUGAAAUGAGAUUGUAA